Molecule: messenger RNA, 1453 nt
Organism: Periophthalmus magnuspinnatus
Lineage: Eukaryota; Metazoa; Chordata; Actinopteri; Gobiiformes; Gobiidae
Exons: 8
Coding region: 293-1105 (270 amino acids)
Molecular function (GO): S-adenosylmethionine-dependent methyltransferase activity
Source: RefSeq, a predicted model, not a curated record
GGCUAGCGCGAGGAGCAUUCAACGCCGGUUGCAUGCUCCUCCUGGUUUAAAGUUCUCAUUUACCUUCAUUUCGCCAUAACAACUCUCCAACUUCAUCACACUUACUCUUCAACCAUAGGUACUGAUCAUCGCGUCAAUGUCACAUCAGGAAUGAGAUUUGAGUUCGUGAUAUAAAGGGGAAUUGGCCAGGUUCUCAUUCUUGGAUGGCGAGCUACAGAUUAAACCUCAAGCCUAAAUCUGGAGACUUUUUCUAUAAGUGAAUUGCACCUGCUCUGGUUGGGCCAGUAUCAACAUGGCCGUGCGACUGUUUGAAGACAAGGAUCACGCUGCGAAAUACCUCAAGUACAGAGUGACCCCCAAUGAGGUGGUCAGCGAGAUCAUGGGGCUGCUUAAGAAGAGGAUGCCGCUGCCUGGCAAACUAGCCGUAGAUGUGGGCUGUGGGUCCGGGCAGGGCACCGUUCUCCUAGCGCCAUAUUUCACCCAAGUCAUCGGGACAGACAUAAGCCCCGCCCAGCUCGAGAAUGCACAGGUCAAUCAGAAGUGUGACAAUGUUUCAUACAGGCAGUGUCCAGCGGAGGAACUCCCGCUUGAGAGCGGCUCAGUGGACUUGGUGACCUCCAUGACGGCGGCGCACUGGUUCGAUCGGCCACGCUUCCUGGAGGAGGCGGGGCGUGUGCUGAGGGGCGGGGGCUGUCUGGUUUUGCUCUCGUACGCCAUGGACAUGUACCUGGAGUACGGAGAUGUCACCGAGAAACUCAAACAAGUCUGCAAAGAGUGUUACACCGCCCUGAUUCCGUACCGAAACCCUCACCUCGGCUCCGAAACAAUACAGAUCUACAAAGACAUGCUUGACCUGUGCCCCUAUCCGGACAAAGAGUGGCACGAGGGUUUGGACGUGAGGAAAACCAUCACUGUGAACGGAUACAUCAGCCUGGUACAAACUUUUAGUCCGUAUCGGACAUGGAUGGAAACUAAUUUACAAGAGGCUGAGGAAAUGUCCAAUCGCAUACGCAACAAGUUGCUGGACAUUUUGCAGGUUUCAUCUCCUGAAACUGAAGUUACCCUGGUCACAAAGUACUUCUACUGGAUCGCGUGUAAACCUUGACCCUCAUGUGCACCACUCCGGUUUUGAGAUUUGAGAUUGUUUUCAGAGCAUCAGUAUUUGUAAAGUUCCACAAACAUUCCCUUUGAUUAUUUUCACAAUAACUCAACAAUUAUACACAUUACAUUAGUAAACAGCUACAGUUACUAAAUAUAAUCAAUCAAAAGCCUGUGUUGUUGUUUUUUCAUUUGAUGUGUUGAUGUGUUUAUUGUACUCACUGUGAAUCUGAACGAUUCAACUUAGUAAUACAAUUUAUGCCUGAUAAUCCAAAUGUAUCAAUCAUUUAGGGUUCAGUAUGUUGUAUUUGUAUAUAUUUUAUGCUGUCCAAUAAAAUCUAAAAUCAUCAUGUCU